AAGAGGGAGUACGGAGUUUCCUUUUCGUGAGCUUUUAAUCUUAAAAAGAAUAAAAUUUUCGCUUAGUCACAGGGGGCAGAGCCCACUCCAGAGAGACCUCCCUGCCAAAGCUGCCGGGAUCCUCUACUUCCACCCUCAGCAUAGCAGGCGCUUUCGGGAAAGGAGUAAAUUCCUCCCUGCUGCCUCAGGUGGCAUAGGAAUAGACAUGUCUCCAGGGAGGCUCUGCUGCCUGGUGCUGCUGACCCUAGGGGCGCUGGCUGUGGUGGUUGUGCUUGUGGUCAUCCUGACUCAACCCAAGUGUGGCCCUCAGCAAUAUCUGCAUGGUGCUGUGGCUGCUGACACCGAGAUCUGCUCUGACAUCGGCCGGGACAUCCUGAAAAGUGGAGGCACAGCUGUGGAUGCUGCUAUUGCUGCCUUGAUCUGCACCUCCGUGAUGAAUCCUCAGAGCUCGGGCCUGGGUGGCGGGGUCGUAUUUACCAUCUAUAAUGCCAGCACAGGAACAGUCGAGGUGAUCAACGCCCGUGAGACAGUCCCACGAGUGUUUCUGCACAAUUUGUUGAAUGGCUGUGCUGGUGUCCCUAUUGGGCCCCACUGGAUUGCUGUACCGGGAGAAAUUCGUGGGUAUGAAGAAGCCCACAAGCGAUAUGGCCGCUUACCAUGGAAAUCACUGUUUGAACCAACCAUCAAGCUCCUUUCAAAGCCACUUAUCAUUUCCCCAGUUAUGGACAAAAUUAUCAGUCACCCAGACUUCUCCAGACCAGGACGAAGCCUCUGCCCAUUGAUAUGUGAAGGUCAAAGGUUUUUGAAGCUUGGAGAGGCCUUCAGGUGGCCAGCACUACAGCAAACACUGAGAGCUGUGGCUGAAAACGGAGCUUCGGCAUUUUAUGAGGGGCCUAUAGGAAAGGCCCUGGUGGAGGACGUGAGGAAGGCUGGAUCCACUAUCUCACUGGAGGACCUUAAGGCAUACAAAGCAGAAGUGUCCUCAGCUCUGAACAUUACCCUGAACAAUUACACCACAGUGUUUUCUCCUGGGCCGCCCAUGGGAGGUGCUGUGCUCCUGUUCAUCCUCAAAAUACUCGAAGAGUAUAAGCUCCAUAAAGAGUCACUGGCAACACCUGAGGAGAAAAUGGAAAACUACCAUCUUAUUGCAGAGGUCCUGAAGUUUGGCAAUAUGCAAAAACCCCAUAUGAGCGACCCAACAUUUUCUGAUGCCCAGGUGACUGCUAGGACCCUGCUAUCUGAUAAAAUCGCUAAGCUUGUCAGAAGCCGAAUUGAUGACCGCGGUGACCAUCCACUCAACCAUUACCAGUUGUUGGAAUCUGCCUCUAGCCACAGAUACAAGACUAAGGGCACCACCCAAAUAUCUGUACUUGCUGCAGAUGGCAGUGCCGUGUCCGCUACUAGCACCAUCAACUACCCGUUUGGCUCCUUUAUAUAUUCUAACCAAACUGGGAUCAUUUUAAAUAAUGAACUUGCUGAUUUCUGCAUAGCAAACAGAAGUAUUAAACCAGGAGAGAAGCCUCCCUCAGCCAUGGUGCCUUCCAUCCUUGUAUCCAAGACAGGAGACAUGCUGGUGAUUGGAGGAGCUGGUGGGGCCUGGAUUAUCAGUGCGACUGCUAUGGCUAUUAUAAACAAGCUAUGGCUUGGCUAUGACCUGGAACAUGCCAUUUCAGCUCCCAUCAUGCAUACUGAAGGUGACAAAAUCCUGUUUGAAACAAACUUCAGUGAGGAGGUUAGGAGUGGCCUGCUGAGAAGAGGACAUAAAGAAAAGAAAUUUAUGUUUGCACUGAAUGUUGUGCAGGGGAUUUCCAAGGAAGGAAAAUGCAUCUCUGCUUACUCUGAUAUAAGGAAGCUGGGGAAAUCAGCUGGAUAUUAACAACAGAUGCCAUCACAACCCCUUUAUUCUAACUAAAAACCACACAAGAUAACUAAAUUCAGAACAUGCUUUCACUUGGGCGUACCAACAUCAGCUGCCUCCUAGGCAUCAGGAUGCCUCUCUGAGUGUGGACAAAACUGUUGAUUACACCUAAUUCCAACAGACUGCAGAUACCCUCAGGCAAUACAGGGACACAUCAGCUAGCAUUGAUUAGAGCUACAUCUUUUAUUACAUAUUCAAUAUUUGAAAAAAAUAUAUUUCUUGAGCAGAUCAGCUAUUCAAAAUAGAAAUACAAGGUGGGAAAGGAAAAUUGGUUCCAAACCCACUGGGAACACUGUGAAAUGACAUAACUGUAUCUUCCAUUUGUGCUGGAGAGCCUCAGUUAAGAAUAUAAUUAGUUUCUUUCAGGCUUUUGCUAUGAUAAGAUUAUUACUGGGGCUCAGAGAUAUGAAGUAAGUGUCUGAGCUCUCUUGCUUAGGUAAGUGUUUUGGGGUUAGGAGUACAAGAAGUGACUGUAGACUCAGGAUUUUAAAAUCACAUGUGAGCCAACUUCUGAGGUUACAAGGUGGGCUUGGAAAGGGAAGAAGCACCAUAGCACAAGCCUGUUGCCCUAUGGACUCUCUGUCUUGGGGCACAGAGGGCCCCAGGAGCCCAGAGUAACUCUGCUGAAGCUUCCUUCAACGCCGCACACUGGUGACCUUGACAGUGAGCCUCCCGUGGAGCAAUGUGAAUUCCCUGGUCCCAGGGUGGAAAGGCCUCAGUUCGGUUCCCUCAGGGCACUUCUCCCUGUAGCCAGAGGAGUUCCCACCCUGUGCUGCCAGUUCUCCCUCCGCUGCUUCCUUCCCUUCUGCUUGCAGAAGACAAGUAGUUUGGGAAGGCAGGUGAGGACAGCUUUGGAAAGGAUGUUAUUCUUGAAAGCUUUGUAAUGUUCCGCAAAAUACAAAGAAUGCAUGAUCAUAUGACUUGAUUUGUCACCGUAUGCUCAACUUAGGCAAAUACUACUAGAACUGUUGAGAAGUGAUGUAGCACUGUUAGACAUUUGCAGAAUAUUUUUUCUUCCAUAGCCAAACUAUGUGUUUACCAAAGCUGAUGUCUAACAAUCACUAAAAAUUAUGAGGAGAAAUUUGUAGGAGUAUUUAAGAACCAUCGCUAGCAGAGGAAACUCCUAGAGGAGAGACCUGAACCCAUUCAUCUUGAUGCAAAAGGUCUGUUGCAGUUCUUCCUUGACAUUGCCCUGCUUACUAUGGCUAAGGGAAUUAGAUGUGUAAAAAGACAUAUUUAACAAAGCACUUCCCAGGUACCCGGGGCCAGUUGCAACAGUGCCCAACAACUCUCAUUUCCCCAAAACCUUGUAAACUGCACUUCCCUGUGGGCACAGACAGCAUUGCAUGUGUGUUUCUGAAGGCACAGCAAAGCCAGAGCAAGGCACUAGCCGAUUCCUCUUCUUCCCCAAACAGGUUACUUCUCACCUCACAUCCAGCUGCAGGUAUUCCCACCCCAUUUUACAGAGAUUCCUAGUAAAGAAACAAAUGAGCUGCCUCUGUAAACACUGUGACAAGUGUCUGAGCACACACUAUUAAAAACCCAAAACAAAACCAGGCCUUCCCAUCCGCAUAUGCUGCUAUGAACAAAGCCAGAUAGGUUAUAAGUCUAUGUUCAUGCCCAUAAAGUCUGUCCAAUUAAGCCAUCAACUUGUUGAAAUCUCAGCUUUCAAUGGCAUUUUAAUGAUAACCAAAGUAAAGCUAACAAGAGCCAGACAGAUGUUUUCCUUUGGAAACUGUGCACUAAGGACUAUAGAUCAGAGCACGAGCACAAUUGCGGCAGAGCUGAUACAGAGCUAUUCCAGAGUUGCCAGAUCGUAGCCACAAGCACUUACUCAUGCACCUGGAAGGCAGGUAACCCACGUUUAGAGCCAGCUGCAUGCACCCCACUCCUCCAAGUGGAACGCAUGUUAAAGCCCCCUUUUCAGGGAAGACUUAAAGCUUCUUAAAUAAUUAAGCUUCUUGAAUGCUUCUUGAAGACUUAAAGUUUCUUAAACAGAGCUAUUUACUUAAGCCAUAGAAGUGGCAAAACACCGUUAUACAGUAUUAGAGCAUUGAUCAAAUUCACAUUUCAGCAUAGAGAAAGGGAACGGGCCGAGAGCUUGAAGUUGGGUGGUGUUUUUGUUUAAGUUGUGUGUGUGGGGGGGGGGGGAGGCAGUUUAAAGGGGUUUUUUUUAUAUAUAUAUAGCCAUAUUUGAGCUACAUAAUUUGCUGAAACUAAAAGUUUUCUGGUUUUAGUAAUGACGUCCUUACUUCAGCUACCACUAGGUGUAUUGGUUCUGGUGUCAGAAAUACCACAUCAACUGCAGUGACAUUACAGGAGAAGCAUUUACGGGCACCAGACACCAUUUGCAGCUCACGUUUCGGGACCAGACGGACUAAGCAGAGUGGUUGUCAGCUUUAGCAAGAGCUGUAGUUACUUCUAGCUAGACCAGCUGUGCUUAGAGGUUACAGAAAGGAACCAAGAACUAGCUAGAAGCAGGGUUCUUGCUUCCCUGGUAGGCUUCAGGGCAGCCUUCAGCCGUGCCCUGGGCCACGCUCUGCCUUGUCUCACCAGUGAAAGCGCCAGGACACAAAGUAAUGUUAUUUGCAGUCCGGUGCUGCACUGUGAUUUAACUGCUUUGCUACUGACAUCACAACUGAGCCCACUGAGCAGUUUUAAUACCCGUUACAGGUUUUAUUUGCAAAAUGGAAAGGAAUGAGACUUGAUCUCUCACAGCUGUAGAGACUUCCAAUCCUGGAAGGCAGGCAAAACAUCUGGUGAAGCUGAGUGACUGCACCUCCCUUUGCACCUCUGCUCUUGUGUCUGCCACCUCCUUGCUACUGCUGCAGCUUGCUUGGGUCAAGAGUGCCCCAGGUUGUCCCUUUCCCUUCAUGCUGAUGCCAACAGGAAACCAUUAUUUUUAUACUUAGUCAACUUAAAAGGACUUUUAAAGCACCAUUGUACAGAGACUAUUUUCUGAUGAAGUCUUUAAAUUAUAUUUUUAAUAAAGUGUUUUAAAAUCUG
Messenger RNA from Rhea pennata, 4924 nucleotides. RefSeq names its product gamma-glutamyltransferase 5 (gene GGT5). Bases 206 to 1876 code for a protein of 556 amino acids. NCBI's taxonomy places the organism in Eukaryota, Metazoa, Chordata, Aves, Rheiformes, Rheidae. The record is from RefSeq and is a predicted model, not a curated record. Gene Ontology annotation, biological process: leukotriene D4 biosynthetic process; glutathione catabolic process; inflammatory response. Gene Ontology annotation, molecular function: leukotriene-C(4) hydrolase activity; glutathione gamma-glutamate hydrolase. The transcript has 12 exons. Gene Ontology annotation, cellular component: plasma membrane.